Messenger RNA from Exophiala viscosa, 1049 nucleotides. RefSeq lists its product as uncharacterized. Lineage: Eukaryota; Fungi; Ascomycota; Eurotiomycetes; Chaetothyriales; Herpotrichiellaceae. The record is from RefSeq and is a predicted model, not a curated record. The coding region runs from base 135 to 1049 and encodes 304 amino acids. The transcript is spliced from 4 exons. Gene Ontology annotation, molecular function: oxidoreductase activity.
CCCCUCUCCACUACCACACAAGCGCACCCUGGGGUCACAUGGCCAGGAACGUCUCUGGUGGAGGUGUGAGCAAUGUCUUUCAAAUCUGAGGCUGUUCGACCUAGUCGGAACAACGGUGCUUUCAUGUGGCAGCCAUGACGACCUACAACGUUGACAGAGAAGAAUUGAAGGCGCUGAAAGGCAAAACAAUACUCAUAACAGGAUGUUCUUCUGGCAUUGGACGUGCGACGGCCGAAUUGGCGCAUGAGCAUGGUGCCAACCUGGUCCUGGCAGAUUGGAACGAAGCACAGUUGACCAGUUUCGUAGAGAGUCUAAGCCCACGCGACAAUGUAAUCUCUCGGAAAACUAAUGUUGCACGUUGGGACGACGUGAUCCAAAUUUUCCAAUUGGGGUGGGAGAAGUUCGGAGCCAUCGAUGCCGUGGUGUCGAAUGCAGGUGUCAACUCGGGCGAGGUGUUACUCCAGCAUGAAAUCGACCCUCAAACGGGCCUCUUGCGAGCUCCGAAGCUCGAUACGCUUGAGAUUAAUCUGACAGCCCACAUUUACAUGUGCAAAUGUGCGGCAUAUUACUUCGAGAAGCUGCCAGGAAGGAAGUGCCAAAUCGUCCUCACAGCCUCGGCAGCAGCCUUUCUCGACACGCCACCUCUCUACCUGUACUCGACUGCGAAAGCAGGAGUCGUGGGCUUAAUGCGUUCACUGCGAAACGAUUUGGUAAAAGCCGAUGUUACCAUUAACGCUGUCGCCCCGUGGUUCACAGGUCCAUUGGGACACGUCAUUAACCCGUCGACAGCAACUCCAAUGGUCCCAAAAGCACUGAACGAUCUCUGGGGAGAGCUGCCGGCCAACACCCCGGCUGGAAUCGCAGUUGCGCUUUUGCUACCAACGGUCCGACCUGAUACCAACGGCAAGACCUUUUUUGUUGCAGGCAACGAGAUUGUCGAGCUCGAAGAUAGCCUAGCGAAAAGUCAGCCUCACUGGAUGGGUCACAGUCUGAGCAGGGAUAUUGACGAGGGACAAAGAAGGCUCCUGACCGCAGAACCGUUCAUAUAA